AUGGUUUCCGACCGCCACCGCAGUGAGGCCCCGGUGUAUGCACCAGGGAACCGGGUCUGGCUCUCGACCCGAAACCUACCCCUUCGUCUGCCGUGCCGGAAGCUGGGUAUGCGGUUUGUGGGGCCAUUUAAAGUCCUGAGGAGACUGAACGAGCACUCUGAGGUGCGGGAGGUUCCUCCGCCCCCUCUGGACAUCGAGGGGGCCCCGGCGUAUACUGUGCGAGCCAUCAUGGACUCAAGGCGUCGGGCGAGGGGUCUUCAGUACCUCGUGGAGUGGGAGGGGUAUGGUCCAGAGGAGAGAUGCUGGGUGCCGGUGGAGGACAUCCUGGACCCUUCCUUACUGCAGGAAUUUCACUGUCUCCACUCGGAUUGCCCUGCGCCUUGUCCUCUGGGUUGUCCCCGAGGCCAGUUGAAGAAAGCCAAGCUGGAUGGAGCCCAAGAGAAGUUCAACACGUAUGUGACCCUGAAGGUGCAAAAUGUGAAGAGCACGACCAUCGCUGUCCGGGGAAGCCUGCCCAGCUGGGAGCAGGACUUCAUGUUUGAGAUUAACAGGCUGGACCUGGGGCUGACGGUGGAGAUGUGGAAUAAAGGCUUAAUAUGGGACACCAUGGUUGGCACGGUGUGGAUCCCCCUGCACAGCAUCCGCCAAUCAAACGAGGAGGGUCCGGGGGACUGGCUGACCCUGGACUCCCAGGUUAUCAUGGCGGACAACGAUAUCUGUGGAACCAAAGACCCCACUUUACACCAGGUGCUGCUGGACACACGCUUUGAACUUCCUCUCGAUAUCCCUGAGGAAGAGGCACGCUAUUGGGCCAAAAAACUGGAGCAACUCAAUGCCAUGAGAGACCAGGAUGACUCGUACCAGGAAGACCUGGAGCGACCACUUCCUGUCCCAGGGACACAGUGCUGUAACUGGAGUCUGUGGGGAGAACAACAAAAUGAGGACCCAGACAGUGCUGUGGAUGACCGAGACAGUGACUACCGCAGUGAGACCAGUAACAGCAUCCCUCCCCCCUACUAUACCACGUCUCAGCCCAACGCCUCCGUCCACCAGUACCCCAUCAGAGACCAGCAGCACCGCCAGGGGACCCGCCCCUCCUCCUACCCCCCUUCCAACAGCUGUGGCCCCCUCGACUACCACCAGAGGGCCAUCAGGUAUGUGUGUCUCUCCUGCUCCUCUGUCUGUAUACUCCCUGGUCUCCUGCUCUCUCUCCCCUCUUCACAUCUCUCUCCCCCUCUCUCCCUCUCCCCCUCUCUCCUCUCCUUCUCCUCCAGCCCUACGGGGAGCUAUGCGUCGUCGGCAGAGUUGAGUCGCUGCAGCAGCCAGCUGAGUGAGGAGGAGUACGGCCCGGAGUACAGAGAGAGGGAUCCUUACGAUGAGAACGACUCUUACCACUCCUGUCACUCCUCUGUCACCUACAGCAAGGGCUCUCCCGACUGGGACCCUGACGAGACCCAGGGGGGGUACAGCGAUGAGGGGGGCUACAGUAAGGACGGGGGUGAGGAGGCCCUCUAUGAGGAGGAUGACGGGGGCCUGUAUGAGGAAGAGGGGACAUAUGAAGGAGAGGAGGGCGAGAUUUAUGACGAUGAGGAUUACCCUCUGGACGGCACCCUCAGUGAGGAUAUGGAGGUCCCCUACACCCCCACCCCCACCAGCACGGCACCCCCCACACUCAACGUCCCCGGUGCUUCUAGACCCCUGGAAAAACAGCCUUCUCUGCAUCAACAUCAGGCGCCACCCGUCCAGCCGCCCAGCCAAGCCCCAAAUCAAGCCCACCCUCCGGCCAUGGCUCCAGGAGGACAGCCCCUGGGUCAGCCACCCACCCAGGCCCCUCAACCACAGUCUCAGCCCCAGUCAGUCCCCGGCCCAGCACCAGCCCAGUCCUUCUUCUCCAUGGCAAAGCCCUUCUCAGCAGCAGUAACAGGCCUGGCCUCAUCUUUUCUGUCUUCUGGACUCCCCACUGCCCAACCUGCCCAGCCUCACCCCCCAGGCCCACAACCCCAGGCUCACCCCCCAGGCUCACAACCCCAGCCCCAGUCUGCCUCCUCCAUUCCCCCGUCUCACCCUGCCACCGGGGCCCCUUCCCCUCAGGGCACCCAGUCCACAACCACUGGCCCUCCCUCCCAGCCGACCCCCUCCACUGCACCCCCCUCAGGCCCAGCCCCUGCCCAAACAACUCCCCAAUCAGAGGGCCUCGAUUCCAAACCCCCGCCGGAGGACCAACACCUUCUAGAGGAAAACGAAUCCCUUCCACCCGAGGUUAGGAUCCCCACCCCCAUAGAGGAGGAACCCUCCAUGGAAGACGAGGAGCUGAGGUUUGACGCCGCCCCCACCCCCAUAGAGGAGGUUGAGCCCAUCCCUGAGAGUGGUCCUGUAGAUGAGGAGCCCAAGGAGCCGGUGGACCCGUCGCUGCGGGCGAGAGAGAACUGGCUACGAAUCAUCAACAGGGUCCAACAGCAGCUUCGGGAGGCACGAGGAGAGACAUCCAAUUCUUUGUGGUUUGGUAAAGGAGGGGUGGGAGAGGUUUUGUACAGCAUCGACAGCAUGCCUGAUCUGCGCAAGAAGAAAGGCCCCUGCCUGGUCAAAGACCUGUUACAGGCCAUGUCUAUGGCCUCUCAGAACGCUCGGAAGGCUGGGAUCACCACAGCGAUGGCAUGCAGCACCCUCGGCAAUGAGGACCUGAAAAGUCACGUUUAUAAGAAGACCCUACAGGCUCUGAUCUACCCCAUCUCCUGCACUACGCCCCAUAACUUUGAGGUGUGGACGGCCACCACUCCCACCUACUGCUAUGAGUGUGAGGGGCUGCUGUGGGGCAUCGCCCGCCAGGGCAUGAGGUGCUCCGAGUGUGGGGUCAAAUGUCACGACAAGUGUCAGGACCUGCUAAAUGCCGACUGCCUGCAGAGGGCAGCGGAGAAGAGUUCUAAGCACGGGGCAGAGGACAGAACCCAGAACAUCAUCAUGGUUCUAAAGGACAGAAUGAAGAUCAGAGAGAGGAACAAACCGGAAAUCUUCGAGCUCAUCCAGGAAGUGUUUACCGUCGUCAAGGCGACGCACGCCACGCAGAUGAAGCAGAUCAAACAGAGUGUGCUGGAUGGGACGUCCAAGUGGUCGGCCAUGAUCAGCAUGACUGUGCAGUGUGCUCAGGGCCUCCAGGCCAAGGACAAGACUGGUUCCAGUGACCCCUACGUCACAGUUCAGGUGGGCAAGACCAAGAAGAGGACCAAGACCAUCUACGGCAACCUCAACCCUGUCUGGGAGGAGAACUUCCACUUUGAAUGCCACAACUCGUCAGACCGCAUUAAGGUACGCGUGUGGGAUGAGGACGAUGACAUCAAGUCCAGGGUGAAGCAGAAGUUCAAACGGGAGUCAGAUGACUUCCUGGGUCAGACCAUCAUCGAGGUCCGCACGCUCAGCGGAGAGAUGGACGUCUGGUACAACCUGGACAAGAGAACAGACAAGUCAGCUGUGUCUGGAGCCAUCCGGAUGCACAUCAGUGUAGAGAUCAAAGGAGAGGAGACUGUGGCUCCCUACCAUGUCCAGUACACCUGUCUACAUGAGCACCUGUUCCAGUACACUACAGAGGUGCAGAACAGUGGUGUGGUGAAGAUCCCUGAUGCUAAAGGAGACGACGCGUGGAAGGUGUACUUCGAGGAGACUCCCCAGGAGAUCGUGGAUGAGUUCGCCAUGCGUUACGGAGUGGAGUCCAUCUACCAGGCUAUGACCCACUUUGCCUGCCUGUCGUCUAAGUACAUGUGCCCGGGCGUGCCCGCGGUGAUGAGUACCCUGCUGGCCAACAUCAAUGCUUACUACGCCCACACCACCCAGUCCACCAAUAACGUCUCGGCAUCAGACCGCUUCGCCGCAUCCAACUUUGGAAAGGACAGGUUUGUGAAACUCCUAGAUCAGCUCCACAACUCCCUGAGGAUUGACCUAUCUAUGUACCGGAAUAACUUCCCAGCCAGUAGCCCUGAGAGGCUGCAGGACCUCAAAUCCACUGUAGACCUACUGACCAGCAUCACCUUCUUCAGGAUGAAGGUCCAGGAGCUGCAGAGUCCCCCCAGGGCCAGUCAGGUGGUGAAGGACUGUGUUAAAGCCUGUCUCAACUCCACCUAUGAAUACAUCUUCAACAACUGCCAUGAACUCUACAGCAGAGAGUACCAGACAGACCCUGCGAAGGCUGACGUUCCAGAAGAGCAGGGUCCCAGUAUCAAGAACUUGGACUUCUGGUCAAAACUCAUCACCCUCAUCGUCUCCAUCAUAGAGGAAGACAAAAACUCCUAUACACCCUGUCUCAACCAGUUUCCUCAGGAACUGAAUGUGGGCGUGAUCAGUGCAGAGGUCAUGUGGAACAUGUUUGCUCAAGAUAUGAGAUAUGCCAUGGAGGAGCAUGAGAAAAACCGGCUGUGUAAGAGUGCCGAUUACAUGAACCUGCACUUCAAGGUGAAGUGGCUCUACAACGAAUACUGCAAAGAGCUGCCCACCUUCCAGAAACGUGUACCUGAGUAUCCAGCGUGGUUCGAGCCGUUUGUCAUCCAGUGGUUGGACGAGAACGAGGAAGUGUCCAGAGACUUCCUGCACGGUGCCCUAGUGAGGGACACAAAGGACGGGUUCCAGGUGACGUCAGAGCAUGCUCUGUUCUCCUGUUCGGUGGUGGAUGUGUUCUCUCAGCUCAACCAGAGCUUCGAGAUCAUACGCAAGUUAGAGUGUCCUGACCCCCAGAUCGUAGGGAACUACAUGAAGAGAUUCGCCAAGACCAUCGGGAACGUUCUGCUGUCCUAUGCUGAGAUCAUUUCCAAAGAGUUCCCUAAACAAUGUGGGAACAAAGAGAAAGAGAAAGUGCCCUGCAUCAUCAUGAAUAACAUCCAACAGCUUAGAGUGCAGCUGGAGAAGAUGUUUGAGGCCAUGGGAGGCAAAAAUCUGAACGUGGAGGCCAGUGACUUCCUGAAGGACCUGCAAUUAAAGCUCAACAACGUCAUGGACGACCUUAGUAGGAUCUUUGCCGUCAGUUUUCAGCCCCAGAUUGAGGAAAAUGUAAAGCAGAUGGGAGACAUCUUGGGCCAGGUGAAGGGACAGACUGUUACAGACAACAACAGCGUGGCUGGGGACGCAGACAACGUCCUGCAGCCCAUCAUGGACUUCCUCGACACCAAUCUGUCGCUGUUUGCUAAGAUUUGUGAGAAGACUGUGCUGAAGAGAGUGCUGAAGGAACUGUGGAAACUGGUCAUUAACACUAUGGAGAAAAGCAUUGUGCUUCCCCCGUUCACAGACCAGUCGGGCACUCAGAUGAUCUUUAAUGCAGCUAAGGAGUUGGGUCAGCUUUCUAAGCUCAAGGAGCACAUUGUGAGAGAGGAGGCCAAGGCUCUCUCCCCUAAACAGUGUGCCAUCAUAGAGCUGGCAUUGGACACCAUUAAGCAAUACUUCCAUGCGGGUGGUGUGGGUCUGAAGAAGACGUUCCUGGAGAAGAGUCCUGACCUGAAGUCUCUGCACUACGCCCUGUCCCUCUACACACAACACACUGACAAGCUCAUCAGGAAGUUUGUCCUUUCACAAAACGCUCAGGUCCAUGGAGGGAAGGGGGUCAGGUAUACCCUCAACGAAGACACAUUACCAGAAAAGGGGUCGGGAGUGGAGGAGCCAAUCGGAGAGGUGGUAAUGCACGUGGAGAUCUACACCCAUCCCAACACUGGAGAACACAAGAUCACUGUGAGAGUGAUUGCUGCUAAUGACAUUAAAUGGCAGACCCAGGGGAUAUUUCGUCCCUUCGUGGAGGUCUACAUCAUUGGUCCCCACCUCACUGACAAAAAGAGGAAGCACGCCACCAAGUCCAAGAAUAACAGCUGGUCGCCCAAGUUCAACGAGACCUUCCAGUAUUCCUUGGGCAGUGAGUUGGGUCCGGAGGGCUAUGAGCUGCAGGUGUGUGUGAAGGACUACUGCUUCGCCAGGGAGGACCGUACGGUGGGCAUGGCCCUGAUGCAGUUGAAGGACAUGGCCUCCCGGGGCAGCAUGACAUGCUGGCUCCCCCUGGGGAAGAGGGUCCACAUGGACGAGACGGGCCUGACGGUACUGAGGAUCCUGUCCCAACGCAACAACGACGACGUGGCCAAAGAGUUUGUCAAGCUCAAGUCAGACCAGCGCUCUGCCGAGGAGGGACGGGCGAGCUGAGCGGGAGAGUAGAGAUGGGCCUAGUGAUCAAGAUACUGAUUUAGAUAUACACACACACACAGUUACUAAUACAAUACUGGCAUGUUUAUGUCAUAUAAACACAGUCAUGAACACACUAAUCAUCUCUAAUCACAUAAUGAUUAUCAAAUGUACACAGAGGUGACCAACAGUUCCUUUGAGCACCUGUCAAUGAACCAAUCAAUUUAUCAAUCCAUUUCUACUGCUCUCUCUCUCAUUAUCUCUCUUUCACUCUUGCAUAUUACACAUUUUAUAUAUAUUUAAUGCAGAAAUGUGAGAAACAAAUAUCACCUGAUGAGUUAUGGUGGAGUUAUAGAGACAGAUGACUUUGCACUUUGACCUCUCGGCAUGUUCAAGAGAGCAGCCCUAAACCCCAACUCUUACUUCUCUGUCUGUUCCUAUUAGUCUGUCUGUGGGUUUAUCAGUGUGUUGUUCUCUUUCGCUCUCUUUCCUUUUCUCUAUGUUGUGCUCAGUCUUCCUGUCAUGUGAUGUGCUCUGGGUAGAAGUAGACCUCAGUGACAGAUCUAGGAUCAACUUACACAGAUGUCCUGGCUUUCCCUGUUGGGGAGAGGGAAAUGUAACAUUGAUCUUAGAUCAGCGUCUGGGUGCAGCUUCAUCCUACCUCGUGUGAUGAUGUACUUCCUGCAUGUUGAACCCAAUUCUCAGAGAACACUGUGAUUAAUUAGCUGAUACCACGGCAACAGCUGUACAGACCCUGCCCCCCACGGACACUUGACACCUUAUACCUGUGUGCACGGUGCAUAUAACCUGGUAUAAUAAGGGUUAACAUAAUAAUAACCUUUGUAACCAUGAAGAAAACUACUAUCCAGUAAAAAACUAAGUGAGGAAAGAAGAAUGUGCCGACGUUUGAUAUGAAUGUGUAUUUUGUAAGACACGGCAGUCUUUCACAUGGGUUGAGGUUAGCCUAGGUUUGGAUCAGAGUUGUUGGAUGUUAGCGUGUUUGGAACACACCAUAUGGCCAUGUUGUAUAUAGACACUGAGAUGGUGCCGCAGACCCAAACAUGUACCUUUUGAAGAUGGUCUGCUCUUUUUACAUACUCACCUACCCUAGCAAUGGCCCUGGCCUGACAUUACUAUAAAGGAGUAAUACUAGCCAAUAGAUGGUUGAUUCAACCCCUCAUAAACCCCCUUCUAUGUUCCCUUGAAAGUGCACAAAUACUGCAAAGGGCUACAGGACCAGCAGACAUAGACAUUACAUAGACACUGCCUGGUCACUUCUCCCGUCUGUGUCUGUGAGAAUUGAAUAAAUAUGUUUUCUGUGCUAUGGGCCAUAAGAUAAAACGAACCCAUAGGCCACGAUAUACAGUGAGCACCAGAAGUAUUGGGACAGAGACACAUGUUGCGUUGUUUUGGCUCUGGACUCCAGCACUUUGGAUUUGAAAUGAUACAAUGACUUUUCAUUUAGAAACUUUUUGUACAUAGUCCCCCCAUUUUAAGGGACCAAAAGUAUUGGGACAAAUUCACUUAUAUGGGUAUUAAAGUAGUUAAAAUUUCAGUAUUUGGUCCCACAUUCCUUGCACGUAAUGAUUACAUCACGCUUGUGACUCUACAAAUUUGUUGGAUUCAUUUGCACGUUUGUUUUGGUUGUGUUUCAGAUUGCUACAUGCUAACAUCCCAUGCUAUUGUAAAGGUGAGAGGUUAGCAUGUCUUGGGGGUAUGAUAUAAACUGCUAACAUCCCAUGCUAUUGUAAAGGUGAGAGGUUAGCAUGUCUUGGGGGUAUGAUAUAAACUGCUAACAUCCCAUGCUAUUGUAAAGGUGAGAGGUUAGCAUGUCUUGGGGGUAUGAU
Oncorhynchus nerka (sockeye salmon) is the source of this 7988-nucleotide messenger RNA. RefSeq names its product protein unc-13 homolog A-like. Gene Ontology annotation, cellular component: plasma membrane; terminal bouton; neuromuscular junction. Lineage: Eukaryota; Metazoa; Chordata; Actinopteri; Salmoniformes; Salmonidae. Gene Ontology annotation, molecular function: syntaxin-1 binding; diacylglycerol binding; phospholipid binding. The record is from RefSeq and is a predicted model, not a curated record. Gene Ontology annotation, biological process: synaptic transmission, glutamatergic; presynaptic dense core vesicle exocytosis; synaptic vesicle priming.